AUGGACGAUGCCGCGGUCCUAAGGAAGAAGGGUUACGUUGUGGGCAUCAAUCUCGGCAAGGGCUCCUACGCAAAAGUCAAAUCUGCCUACUCCGAGCGCCUGAAGUUCAACGUGGCGGUCAAGAUCAUCGACCGCAAGAAAACGCCCACCGACUUUGUGGAGAGAUUCCUUCCUAGGGAGAUGGACAUCCUGGCAACCGUCAACCACCGCUCCAUCAUCAAGACCUACGAGAUCUUCGAGACCUCUGAUGGGAGGAUCUACAUCGUUAUGGAGCUCGGCGUCCAGGGCGACCUCCUCGAGUUCAUCAAGUGCCGGGGAGCCCUACACGAGGACGUGGCACGCAAGAUGUUCCGCCAGCUCUCCUCAGCCGUCAAGUACUGCCACGACUUGGACGUUGUGCAUCGAGACCUCAAGUGUGAGAACCUUCUUCUUGACAAGGACUUCAACAUCAAGCUGUCUGACUUCGGCUUCUCCAAGCGCUGCCUGAGGGACGGCAAUGGGCGCAUCAUCCUCAGCAAGACCUUCUGCGGGUCGGCAGCGUAUGCGGCCCCCGAGGUGCUGCAGGGCAUCCCCUACCAGCCCAAGGUGUAUGACAUCUGGAGCCUGGGUGUGAUCCUUUACAUCAUGGUCUGCGGCUCCAUGCCCUAUGAUGACUCCGACAUCAAGAAGAUGCUGCGCAUCCAGAAGGAGCACCGCGUGGAUUUCCCGCGCUCCAAGAACCUGACGGGCGAGUGCAAGGACCUCAUCUACCGCAUCCUGCAGCCUGAUGUCAACCGGCGGCUGCACAUUGAUGAGAUCCUCAGCCACUCGUGGCUGCAGCCCCCCAAGCCCAAAGCCAUGUCUUCUGCCUCCUUCAAGAAGGAUGUGGAGGGCAAGUACCGGGCUGAGUGCAAACUGGACACCCGGCCAGGCUCCCGGCCUGAGCACCGGCCUGACCACAAGCUGGGGGCCAAAACCCAGCACCGGCUGCUGGUGAUGCCCGAGAACGAGGAUAGAAUGGAGGACAGGCUGGCCGAGACCUCCAAAGCCAAAGAGCAUCACGUCAUGGGAGCUGAGGUGGGGAAAGCGAGCACCUAG
Cynocephalus volans (Philippine flying lemur) is the source of this 1077-nucleotide messenger RNA. It is a transcript of the gene TSSK2, whose product is annotated as testis specific serine kinase 2. The record is from RefSeq and is a predicted model, not a curated record. The coding region runs from base 1 to 1077 and encodes 358 amino acids. The transcript has a single exon. Gene Ontology annotation, biological process: intracellular signal transduction; protein phosphorylation. NCBI's taxonomy places the organism in Eukaryota, Metazoa, Chordata, Mammalia, Dermoptera, Cynocephalidae. Gene Ontology annotation, molecular function: protein serine/threonine kinase activity; ATP binding. Gene Ontology annotation, cellular component: cytoplasm.